Schistocerca gregaria is the source of this 1331-nucleotide messenger RNA. RefSeq names its product coiled-coil domain-containing protein 124. The transcript is spliced from 5 exons. Bases 606 to 1238 code for a protein of 210 amino acids. Gene Ontology annotation, biological process: transcription by RNA polymerase II. Gene Ontology annotation, cellular component: nucleus. Gene Ontology annotation, molecular function: transcription coactivator activity. The record is from RefSeq and is a predicted model, not a curated record. Lineage: Eukaryota; Metazoa; Arthropoda; Insecta; Orthoptera; Acrididae.
GAAAAUGAACUCUUUGUUGCCCUUGGAAGUUGGUAGAUAUCCAUCUGCAAACAAAAGUAGAGGCCAGAGAACCUAAAAACGGAUUUUGUCUUGUAGGUCAUAAAUAUAUAUGAUAAUUUCGCUGCAAUUAUGCGAUCCAGUAACGUUGAAAGGUUGGCGACUCUGACUAGUGCAACUAUUUUUGUCUGUUGCGUACGAGGAAGUUUGGUUGCAUUGCACUUGUUUGAGAUCAGCUGUCAUUGCGUUUGAUGCAUAGUAUAAUUUCGCAAUAAAUUUUCUGUUUUUUACAACAGUGUUGUAGGCGGUGACAGGAAGGAAACUUUGCAAAGUUAGUGUUCCUGCACGAUUGUGAAUGUGAAGUUUCUUUCAACUGUAAAAUCGUGUAGGUAUUGUCGUUUCAGAAGUGUUUACAAAUAAGCUUCUCAUCCCAAUAAAAACUAUCUUGUGCGUGACUUUGGAGGAAACGAGUAGACCUCCUGAUGUUAGAUUUUUCUUUGUAAUUCGUGACCAGUAUGAGUCGUAGAAACAAUACUUGUAAUAUCAUUUGAUCAAGAACAGCUGUGGCAUUCAGACAGAAUACCCAUAGUAUUCGUCAAUUAGAUCUAAUGCCCAAGAAAUUUGUGGGAGAAAACAGUAAAGCUGCUGCUGCAAGAGCUCGCAAAACUGCAGCAAAGGAAGAAGAAAAUGCAAGGCGGCAACAACAGCUAGAGGAUGAAUUGUGGAAAGAUGACGAUAAACACAUUAUUAGGAAGCAGCAGAGGAAGGAAGAACAGCUACGGAAGAAACAAGCAGUUUUAGAAAAAAAGGCUGAAUCCAAAGCACUCCUUGAACAGGAGCUGAAAACCAUUCAGACUACAAAUAAGCAGCCAGCUGCCAAAAUAACUCAGGCACAGAUUCAGGCUGAGACAGAACGCAGACGUUUAGCUGCUCUGAAGAUUAAAGAACCAGAGACACACUUGCAAGUGCCUUUGGAGGAAAACAUAAAUAGAGUGGUUGUUGAAGGAGAUGAGGCACGGAACAUUGAUGAAGCCAUUGCUGUUCUCAGUGACAAAACUUCAGUAGUUGACAAACAUCCAGAGAAACGAUUAAAAGCUGCAUACACAGAAUUUGAAGAAGCUAACCUUCCCCGUAUAAAAAUGGAAAAUCCUACACUUAGACUGUCACAGCUUAAACAGAUAUUGCGAAAGGAGUGGAUGAAAUCACCACAGAAUCCCCUCAACCAGCGUCUGAUGUCAUAGUUAAUGUAUAAUUAUAGUUUUGUGGUUAACUGAUGUGUGGACUUGUUUUCAUUAUUGUGUAAAUGAGGCAUUAAAUCUCUGAGUGCAGUUUAA